Messenger RNA from Callorhinus ursinus (northern fur seal), 3046 nucleotides. RefSeq names its product potassium voltage-gated channel subfamily Q member 3 (gene KCNQ3). The record is from RefSeq and is a predicted model, not a curated record. NCBI's taxonomy places the organism in Eukaryota, Metazoa, Chordata, Mammalia, Carnivora, Otariidae. Gene Ontology annotation, biological process: potassium ion transmembrane transport. Gene Ontology annotation, cellular component: voltage-gated potassium channel complex; membrane. Gene Ontology annotation, molecular function: voltage-gated potassium channel activity.
GCGGGGGCGAGGCAGAUGGGGCUCAAGGCGCGCAGGGCGGCGGGGGCGGCUGGCAGCGGCGGCGACGGGGGCGGCGGCGGCGGCGGGGCCGCUAACCCGGCCGGGGGGGACGCGGCGGUGGCCGGCGACGAGGAGCGGAAAGUGGGGCUGGCGCCGGGCGACGUGGAGCAAGUCACCUUGGCGCUCGGGGCCGGAGCUGACAAAGACGGGACUCUGCUGCUGGAGGGCGGCGGCCGCGACGAGGGGCUGCGGAGGACCCCGCAGGGCAUCGGCCUCCUGGCCAAGACCCCCCUGAGCCGCCCUGUCAAGAGGAACAACGCCAAGUACCGGCGCAUCCAAACUUUGAUCUACGACGCCCUCGAGAGACCGCGGGGCUGGGCGCUGCUCUACCACGCGCUCGUGUUCCUCAUUGUCCUGGGAUGCUUGAUUCUGGCCGUGCUGACCACGUUCAGGGAGUACGAGACUGUUUCGGGAGACUGGCUGCUAUUACUGGAAACAUUUGCUAUUUUCAUCUUUGGAGCCGAGUUUGCUUUGAGGAUCUGGGCUGCCGGAUGUUGCUGCCGCUAUAAAGGCUGGCGGGGAAGGCUCAAGUUUGCCAGGAAGCCCCUGUGCAUGCUCGACAUCUUCGUGCUGAUCGCCUCUGUGCCGGUGGUUGCCGUGGGAAACCAGGGCAAUGUGCUGGCCACCUCCCUGCGCAGCCUGCGCUUCCUGCAGAUCCUGCGCAUGCUGCGGAUGGACCGCAGGGGCGGCACGUGGAAGCUCCUGGGCUCGGCCAUCUGCGCCCACAGCAAAGAGCUCAUCACCGCCUGGUACAUUGGGUUCCUGACGCUCAUCCUUUCUUCAUUUCUUGUCUACCUGGUUGAGAAAGAUGUGCCAGAAGUUGAUGCACAAGGAGAAGAGGUGAAGGAGGAAUUUGAGACCUACGCAGAUGCCCUUUGGUGGGGCCUGAUCACACUGGCCACCAUCGGUUAUGGAGACAAGACACCCAAAACGUGGGAAGGCCGCCUGAUCGCGGCCACCUUCUCCUUAAUUGGUGUCUCCUUUUUUGCCCUCCCAGCAGGCAUCCUGGGGUCGGGACUAGCACUCAAGGUACAGGAACAGCACCGGCAGAAGCACUUUGAGAAAAGGAGGAAGCCGGCCGCUGAACUCAUCCAGGCUGCCUGGAGGUAUUAUGCUACCAACCCCAACAGGAUUGAUCUCGUGGCGACAUGGAGGUUCUAUGAAUCAGUCGUCUCUUUUCCAUUCUUCAGGAAAGACCAGCUGGAGGCAGCAUCCAGCCAAAAGCUGGGUCUCUUGGAUCGGGUUCGCCUUUCUAAUCCUCGUGGUAGCAAUACUAAAGGAAAGCUAUUUACCCCUCUGAAUGUAGAUGCCAUAGAAGAAAGUCCUUCUAAAGAACCAAAGCCUGUGGGCUUAAACAAUAAAGAACGUUUCCGCACCGCCUUCCGCAUGAAAGCCUACGCUUUCUGGCAGAGCUCCGAAGAUGCUGGGACAGGUGAUCCCAUGGCGGAAGACAGGGCCUACGGGAAUGACUUCCUCAUCGAAGAGAUGAUCCCCACCCUGAAGGCCGCCAUCCGAGCCGUCAGAAUUCUACAAUUCCGUCUCUAUAAAAAAAAAUUUAAGGAGACUUUGAGGCCUUACGACGUGAAGGAUGUGAUUGAGCAGUAUUCUGCAGGACAUCUCGACAUGCUUUCCAGGAUAAAGUACCUUCAGACCAGAAUAGACAUGAUUUUCGCCCCUGGACCUCCAUCUACCCCAAAACAUAAGAAGUCUCAGAGAGGGGCAGCAUUCACCUACCCACCCCAGCAGUCACCCAGGAAUGAACCAUAUGUAGCCAGAGCACCCGCAUCGGAAACUGAAGACCAAAGCAUGAUGGGGAAGUUCGUGAAAGUCGAAAGACAGGUUCACGACAUGGGGAAGAAACUGGACUUCCUGGUGGAUAUGCACCUGCAGCACAUGGAAAGGCUGCAGGUGCACGUCACGGAAUACUACCCGACCAAGGGGACCUCCUCGCCCGCAGAGGUGGAGAAGCUAGAGGACAACAGAGAUUCGGAUCUAAAAACCAUCAUCUGCAACUAUUCCGAGGCGGGUCCCCCCGAGGCCCCUUACAGCUUCCACCAGCUGCCCCUCGACAAAGUCGGCCCCUAUGGGUUUUUUGCCCAUGACCCGGUGAACCCGCCCCGAGGAGGACCCAGUUCUGGAAAGGUUCAAGCGACGCUUUCCACCUCAGCAGCGACAUAUGCAGAAAGGCCCACCGUCCUGCCGAUCUUGACUCUUCUCGACUCUCGAGUGAGCUACCAUUCCCAGGCUGAACUGCACGGCCCCUGCUCGGACCGGGUCUCCCCCCGGCAGAGACGGAGCGUCACGCGGGACAGUGACACGCCUCUGUCCCUGAUGUCGGUCAAUCAUGAGGAGCUGGAGCGGUCUCCAAGUGGCUUCAGCAUCUCCCAAGACAGAGACGAUUACGUGUUUGGCCCGAGUGGGGGGUCGAGCUGGAUGAGGGAGAAACGUUACCUCGCCGAGGGUGAGACAGACACAGAUACGGACCCCUUCACCCCCAGUGGCUCCAUGCCUCUUUCAUCCACAGGGGACGGGAUUUCUGAUUCAAUAUGGACCCCUCCCAACAAGCCCAUUUAGAAGGGGUCGUGGGCUGAGGCCUCCUUGUAAUGUAGACAGACUGUGUAUAGCUCACUUGCUCUCACACCCGACACUUGACCGUGAGAUCACCAGUGGCUGCAUCAAACACAUGCAUGUGUGUGGCGGCCCCCCACCUGGGCAGGGGCUUUUCACGGCCUUCCUCCUCCCCAGGUCACCGCAGUGAAGCCGCUUCCUUUUAAGCAUGGUUUGCAUGACUUUACAAUAUAUAAAUGGUACCGCUAAUCUCUUCUAGGAUACACAUUUAUCUGCUGUUCUUACUUUAAAUCAUGAUUGGACCAGGAUGGGGAGAAAUUAUUGACGAGCUGUGCUAUCUGUCCAUUUGGUUGGCUGCUUUGGGUUUUGGUUUGGUAAGCAGGGAAUGUAGUUUAAGUUCUUUCUCGAACCACCGCCC